Diaporthe amygdali is the source of this 573-nucleotide messenger RNA. RefSeq lists its product as uncharacterized. The transcript is spliced from 2 exons. Lineage: Eukaryota; Fungi; Ascomycota; Sordariomycetes; Diaporthales; Diaporthaceae. Bases 1 to 573 code for a protein of 190 amino acids. The record is from RefSeq and is a predicted model, not a curated record.
AUGGUCCGCCGUCUCUCAGCCUCAUCGCUCCUCCUGCUCGCCGCUUCGGCGACUGCCCAGAAACUCAACUCAUGGCCCCAACAUAAUUAUGGGGGCACCGGCCUCACAACAGACAACGACAUCAACACGUCUGAAGCGAGAAACAUCGCCACGGGAGCACCUGCAGACUUCUACCUCCUUUUCAACUUUCGGAUCACCCUCACCGGGUUUUACAUCCAACCCUCCGGGGACUUCAUCACCGAUUACGACGUCUCCGCCUUAAUUGGUGAUAUAGGCCUCGUCAAGUGGUUGGAUGUCGGCCAAGUCUGUGGGGCUACUGGAAACUUCACGUUUGUGCCCUUGAUUGACCCAGAAGACGGGGGCUCUGUGCGGUCCGACACGUUGUCUAUCAGCGUCAGCGGUGCCAAGGGGAACUCCUCGACCGCCAUCAUCAAUGAGAUCUGGCCUGUCUUCCCCGGUGACGAAAUUUUCGACCCUGGAAAUACUUCUCCGAAUUUCAUGUGGGAUGAUGAGCAGGGGAUUGGCACCGGAUUGCUGCAGCAGAAGGCACGAAGCCCUGCCAACGUCAGCUGA